Messenger RNA from Zophobas morio, 1633 nucleotides. Its product is annotated as venom acid phosphatase Acph-1-like. Lineage: Eukaryota; Metazoa; Arthropoda; Insecta; Coleoptera; Tenebrionidae. Gene Ontology annotation, biological process: dephosphorylation. The coding region runs from base 287 to 1399 and encodes 370 amino acids. Gene Ontology annotation, molecular function: phosphatase activity. The transcript has 6 exons. The record is from RefSeq and is a predicted model, not a curated record.
CAGGCAAGUCUCCAAUUAAAUUACCCACUCAAGGUUCUUUCAAUCUUCGCUGCGUUCGCAAAACUUUCCCGAACCCCAAAAUCCUCGUUCCUUGUGAGUACCGUAACAAGCCGCAAAUUUUACAUCCGCUGAUUUAAAGAAUUGCGACAAGCAAUGUUACUUAAGGUCAACGUUUAAAAAAAGUCCGGUUCUGUUAGUUAAACGUAUAAAAUGGGCGACGCUUAAUAAAUCCUCAGUACGGUGCUGACGUCCCGUACUGACACACUUUGCCUUUUUAUCGUCCAAGAUGAGAUACUUGUUAGUUUUUUGUGUUUUUGCGGUUAGCUCUCUUCAAGCGAAGGAGCAGACCUUGCAGCUGGUUCACGUGUUCUUCAGGCAUGGUAGUCGUACCCCGGAGCACAAGCACGUCUACCCCACGGACCCCUACGAUGCGCAGACGUUCUGGCCCAUGGGAUAUGGAGCUCUGACAAAUAAAGGCAAGCAGAUGUCGUUCAAACUCGGCGAUAUUCUCCGGCAACGGUACGACUCGUUCCUGGGGGAUUUGUACGUACCGGAAAUGGUGGAGGCGGUUAGUACCGAUUUUGACAGGACUAAGGCGUCGCUGCUUUUGGUGUUGGCGGCGUUGUUCCCACCUGCGCCUGCCCAGCGAUGGAGCGACUCGUUACCAUGGAUGCCCAUUCCGAUACACUUUGACAAGGAUCGGUACGAUUAUACUUUGAGACGUCCGACGCACUAUUGCCCAGCCUACGUCAAAGAACUAGAGGAGGUACUAUUGUCUGACGAUAUUCAAAGACAAACGAAACAAUAUAGGGACCUCUUCAAGUACAUUGAGGAACACACUAAGAUAAAAAUCGACAACACGGGUGACGCUUUCAACGUCUACCAAACCCUCAAUGCUGAAGCCAACAUGAACUUGACCCUUCCGGAGUGGUCCAAGACUGUCUACCCCGAACCACUACAGACCCUAGCUGGUUUGCAGUGCAACUUCGAAAACUACAACGCCAUUUUGAAAACCCUCAACGGAGGUCGCAUGUUGGGGGUCAUCCUCAAGCACAUGAUCGACAAAUCAAAUCGCGCCCUCUCCCCCGCCGAGCGCAAGAUCUACCUGUAUUCAGGGCACGAGAACAACGUGGUCAAUAUUCUGGCAACUUUAAAUCUGUUCAAGCCACAUGUUCCCAAGUAUUCGGCGGCUGUGAUAGUGGAAUUGCACUAUUUGAACGAGAAAAUGGGCUACGGAGUGAAGGUGCUGUAUUUGCGAGACGUGGAUAGCGAGCCCGAGGAGCAGAAGUUGGAGGGUUGUGAUGCGAUUUGUCCUUUGAGCAGUUUUAUACGGAUCGUGGAGCCUCAUAUUCCGGUUAAUUAUACGAAGGAGUGUCAUGCGCUCGUUAAUUUGGAUUAGGGUGAAAAAGACUGUGUUGUCAAUGCUAUUUAUUGAUAAUUUAAGGAAAUGUUAGGGUAGUUUUCGAAACUUUAUAGUUAUGUUUGUUUUGUAAUAAUUUAUAACUAUUUUCAGUAUUAGUAGAAAUUUUGAGAAAUGAAAAAGUGUGAUAGGUUGAAAUUUCAGUGUGGUAGUAACAUUUUUACGAUUUAUUUAAGUCGUAGUUGCAUUGUCCAAUAAAGAUAUUUUUGUAAA